UUUGCCAUGGGAGGUUUAGGUUGGACAUCAGGAAGAAUUUUUUCACAGAAAGGAUGAUUAUAUAUUGGAAUUGGAGAUGAUGGAGUCACCAUCUUUGGAAGUGUUUUAAGGAAAGUCUGGACGUGGCACUUUGUACCAUAGUCUAAUUGGCAUGACGGUGUUCGGUCAUAGGUUGAACUCGAUUUUUUUGUUAAUAAGAAAACAAUUGUUGUAGAAUAAGAUCAUGACUUGUUCUGCAAUGUAAGCAUCUUUAUGUAACACAAAGCAGUAAAAUACACCUAUUUUGCUGUGUGUAGCCAGUUUCUGGAAGUACUGUUUACAGUGUUUUUUUUAUCCUGCCAUCCGAAGGCACUGACAGUGAGGCAGCAGAAUGAAGCUGGAGUGGUGUAGUCGAUUUGCUCUUUGCUCCAAGACAACCAGCCAGACCUUUCUGCUUGGAGGAGUGUUCAUUGCGUUGGGCUCAAGUCGAAUCCUCCUGAUGAAGUAUUCUGCUAAUGAAGAUAACAAGUAUGAUUAUCUUCCUACAACAGUGAACAUGUGUUCUGAAGUAGUAAAACUGGUCCUAUGUGUAAUGUUGGCAUUCUGGAAUAGAAAAAAAGAAAAGGGUUGUAUGGAUCAUCUCUCUGAAUGUUUUUCCUGGAAGAAUGUAUGUAAUUCCAUGAAGUGGUCAAUUCCUGCCUUUCUUUACUUUUUGGAUAACUUGAUUGUCUUCUAUGUACUGUCUUAUCUUCAGCCAGCAAUGGCUGUACUCUUCUCAAAUUUUGUCAUUAUAACAACAGCUCUUCUCUUCAGGAUAGUGUUAAAGCCAUCUAACCACUGCCUUCUCGCUACUGGACCUGAGGAAGCAUGCAUGGAAAAGGGCAACUGCGCAGCACCAAGUUUCCUUCACAGCUUCCAGUGGAAUGUGACCAGCACCAUGGCAGGAGCACUGAAGCCUCUUCGCCUCAGCCUGGGCCAUCUGCUUAUUCUAGUGCAGUGUUUUGUGUCUGCCCUGGCUAACAUCUACAAUGAAAAGAUGCUGAAAGAUGUGGAUCAACUUGGGGAAAGCAUCUUCACACAGAACAGCAAACUCUAUGCUUUUGGGGUGCUAUUCAAUGGGCUCAUGCUGGCAUUGCAGGCUAAGGAUCGGAGGCAGAUAGGGAACUGUGGCUUCUUUUAUGGGCACAACAUCUUCUCCGUGGCUCUUAUAUUUGUCACAGCUUUCCUGGGGCUGUCUGUAGCCUUCAUCUUGAAGUUCCGAGACAACAUGUUCCAUGUAAUGACUGCUCAGAUCAACACUGUCAUCAUCACCACAGUGUCUUUUGUCAUCUUUGACUUCAGGCCUUCUCUAGAGUUCUUUUUGGAAGCUCCUGUAGUGCUUCUCUCCAUAUUCAUUUAUAAUGCCAGUAAAGCAAGAGGUCUGGAAUAUGCCACUCUGCGGGAAAGGGGAAAACUCAUCAAAGGAGAUGCAUGGGAGAGGUCAAGUGGGGAUGGAGAAGAAUUUGAGAGGUUGAACAAACCAAGCAGUGACAUUGAUACAGAUGAAGAUUCCCUCUAGCAUGAGGCUGGCUCAGAGGCGUGCUAUUACUCAAAGUGAGAGAGUUAAUCUUUUAUUAACAUAGGAAAGGGUAAUUUUUCCCCACUGACAGACUAUUUGGAACUGUUUUGGGGCUGGAUGUCAAAUGUGGAUGAGGACAAUAUUCAAGCUGUAUAUAUGGAGAGUUGUAUUCCUUUGUGCCUGUCUCCCAGUCUGGAGAAAUGGAAAUCUGGAAUGCCAUUGUAGCAGCUGGUGAAUUUUAUAUGCAGCUUACGUGACGUAACUUUAAAAGAGCUUGAAUAAAAUACAAGUUUGUUAAACAGUAUGAAUGCAUCAUCUUUUUUGUGUGUGUGUUUAGAAAGGCUUUGUGUAGAGGCUUAGUUUGCACUGAGCACACUACUGAAAACAAGUAUUAUGCAACUACUGUAAUGCCCUUCAACAUCUGGAGCACUGAGAAAGAGAGUGCAGGUGGCAAUAUCAUCUGGUGGUGUUCUACCCUGGCAGACUGAUAAGGUCUUGCAUUCAUUUUGUAGAGAGAGAAGUCAUUCUGCAGAGUGCCAGGCAUAGUGAUCUCAGAAUUUCUGUUGAGGCAUCUGCUGGAUUUUGACUGAGAUGAAAAAUAGCUUCCAAAUUAUUCAGAGAACUUAGAAACAGGCAAGGGAACAGGGAUGCCAAUAAGGGAUUCCUGGUAUGUUUCUAAAGCCUCUUCUCUCUGAGCAGUGGAAAAGAUCUUGGUUUAUAAUUUCCUCCCUUCAAAAAUGUGUCUUUCAUAGUUGAAAGAUACUGUCAGAA
This is a messenger RNA of Sturnus vulgaris (Common starling), 2308 nucleotides long. RefSeq names its product solute carrier family 35 member A5 (gene SLC35A5). Lineage: Eukaryota; Metazoa; Chordata; Aves; Passeriformes; Sturnidae. Gene Ontology annotation, biological process: pyrimidine nucleotide-sugar transmembrane transport. The record is from RefSeq and is a predicted model, not a curated record. Gene Ontology annotation, cellular component: Golgi membrane. Gene Ontology annotation, molecular function: pyrimidine nucleotide-sugar transmembrane transporter activity.